AUGGCAUCAAGGCAGAGCAAGAGCAAGGCAUACAAGGCCGCUCAAGCACCAGAGCUCGAGCACGCCAAGUCGAUUUCACAGUCGUUUGAGAGCUUCCAGCAGUCGCAAUUAUCGGCUACUACAAACAUCAAUUAUGUCCGCUACCAAUCUGAGGGAGAGCCCCAGGAACUGACGCUGAGAUCUCGCGCGGAAAUCACUAGAUUGCCUGACGCAUCAGCCAACAACAGCAUCGAAGUCUUCUUCGUAUACAAAGAUCUAGUUGCGAACCCUCUUAUGCCAGCCGAGCAAGAAAAACUGCAAAUCUCGGCGCCAAGCUUCGAAGCGCUGGCCACACGACUCACCCUUCCAUCGGCCUUCAUUUUUGCGCUUUCUCGCCAUUACCUCCCCAACGGCAGAGGAUUUCGACAACUCAAGAUCGAAAAUCAUGCCUCCCAGGUGUACGACUGCUGGUACUUCAUCCCCGUCCGCGUGCAGAUGGAACCCCAAGCGGGCGUUGCAGAGGACGAGCGAGGCGCCGGGCAGAUGAACCCGUUCCACAAGCUUCACCUCCCCAACGCCCGACGAAACAUAUUUCGCUCCUGCGUGGGCAUCUUUACCAGAGUAGAUCCGACCUCCAAGAAGGUGACGGUGGUAACGUUUGACUUCAUGCACGGGCGAUGGUGCAAGGUCGCCCAGGAGCCCAAAACUCGCAUCGCCGAGGUGAUGAAGCACCUGAAGAGCACGGAUGAGACCAGUACGAGGCACUGCAACGGCGCUUUUGUCCACCUCGUCUACAUCAGCAGCGCCGUGCGGUGGUGGACCAACUCGCUCAACAGCGUGAACGAGCAGCUCAUCGCCUACGAGAUGGAGCUUCAGUCGGAGCUUGAUGCGGUGGGUGUGACGCCAGAGGCCACGCUUACAAAAUUGAGCCGGGCGCUUCAUUCGAUUUCUGCACAUCUGCAUCGCUACUUGUCAGAGCUCAAGUCUCUCCGGGGAAUUGUGACGGAUUUGAUUGGCUUUUACGAUUCCAUGUAUUGCGACGAGGAGGGAAAAGACAAGGAUGAAGGGCUGGAGAAGGCGAACCGCGGCUUCAAACAGGUUCUUUCACAGAUCGAAGCAUCGCUUGACUUCGCAACAGAGCUAGAGAAGAAGACGCAGAAUAUCCUUGAUCUUCUCUUUAACCGCAUCCAGAUCAACAGCGACAGACUGCUUGUUGCUAACGGCAGGGCCAUGGAAGAGAUAUUGAGAGCGAUGCGGGCCGAUACAGAUGUUGGUCGGAAAAUGGCCGAUGCAUCACACCAACUUGCCGUGGAGAUGAAGAGGGAUAGCAUUGCAAUGAGAACGAUCGCUAUUAUCACGAUGGCAUUCCUCCCUGCAGCUACCUUUGCGACCGUAUUGUCAAUGCCGUUUUUCAGUGACGACCCCUGGCUCAAGGAGGCCGAUCGCAUUUGGGUUUGGGUUCUCCUAACAGUCUCAGCCACGUCAGGAUGUUUUCUGUUUUACAGGCUAUGGAGAAAGAAAUCACAACGCAAAGUGGCUGACGAGGAAGAGGCAACAAACGGCGGCACUUAG
This is a messenger RNA of Clonostachys solani, 1551 nucleotides long. The record is from the annotation of a GenBank genome assembly. Lineage: Eukaryota; Fungi; Ascomycota; Sordariomycetes; Hypocreales; Bionectriaceae.